AUGGCACACCGUGACCCUUCUCCGGUCCAUGUACCCCUUCGGACCUCCAGUGCCAACCCGCGACGGCCAUCAUCCACAAUGAACGCCAGCCAGGAAGACAUGCGGUACCUCGAACGGAAGGCGUCCAAGGCCUCGAGGAUCCUGGGCACCGAUCUACCCGUGUACAGCGGGCAUGGCGGAUGGGAGCUACCCAGGAACGCACGACGGCCGAGCUAUAUGGGCCCUCAGGACGGCAGCUCCCGCAAGAACAGCAUCUUCAGUCGUUCAACCCAAGAGGCCGUGGCCCCGGCGCACCAGCUUCGUGUCCGAGCCUCGUCACCACUGCUGGGUCAAGACUACUACUCCCACGACGCGGCACCGCCACUCCCGAAACCUUCCAAGAAAGUACACCAAUCCGGCUCCUCGUCCACCCUCUUCUCAUACUUCAGCUCGAAGGAGUCUCAUCCUCGGCCGAAAACGACCGAAGACCCCAGUCUUCAGCCCCGAGUUCGACAUGGGCUGCAUGCCGAACCGCAGGUCACCUACCAACACCAACAGCCGCGGACCCCAACCAAAGAGUCCAAACGGAAGAUGCGGCCCUCGCGAAUUGACCUCUCUCUCCUCUUCCCGAAGCCACGGAACCAGGCACCGCCUCUUUUCUCUCCUCAACGCAUGACCAAGUCGCCGUCCCCCGUCUCGGUAAUUUCAGACUAUCCGUCAACCAGACCCAGUAUGGCAACAAGCAAGCCAGUUCCCAGACUAGCCGAUGCACCACCGCGUCGGGUCAAGAAAACCGAGGCCCCUAAGCCGGCAGAUAACUCGGAUUUGACGUCAAUCGCGGAGACGAAAGAUGGCGAGUGGUUUGAACAUCCUCUCGAGCGGACAGUCGGGACCAGUGAGAUUGAUCUCGCUCUCGACCGAUAUGCCGCGCGGCGGUCAAUGUUGAGUCGCUCUAGCGUGUACAGCAGCAGCCGCGAGCAAUUGCGGGCAGAUCGCGGACGUACAUUGGAGACCCUGGAGACAGGCGCCCACUCAGGGCCAACGCACAGUCCCUCUGCCAGUAGUCGGCGUAAAGACUCAUAUCUGGGACCCAAUUCCCGGAUGGAUUCGGUCCGUCACCGACUCAUGACUCCGCCCGAGGAAGCAUAUGACAAGCGGAGUGUGAAGAGCUCGUUGACCAAGAAGAGUAGCAAGACCACCUUGAAGAACAAGGACUUGCAGAACUCGAGUGUUCUCUGUCUCUCUUCCUCCGAGAGUGAGGGUGAAGAUGACGACGACACACCGACCGCGGAGAAUCACCCUGUUACAGCCCACAAGCAGUUCAGGGAUAGCGUGGCUACCUAUGGGGAGUUUGAGCCUGAGAUUUACACUGCCUCGACGGCACAUGCCAUGAUCAGCCCAACUCUGAAACGAUUCGAGCGAGCACCCUCGACCAGCAGCCGCGGGUCGGCUCAGAUCCAACCGAGUCAGCCGAGUCAAUCAGCACGCAGGAACACGUCCAUGUCAUCGGCCGGUGCGGCCUCGUACUCGACUCGACGAACCCCGUCCCGGCAAUCAAGUGCCACCCCGGCCAUCACCCAGCCGGCAAAGCCAAAACAACUCACGCCGCAAGAGCUCAAAGAAAUGAACCGGAGAAGCCGUGUUAUUGCGGUGACUCGACAAGAACAGGAUCUCCUGGAAGCAAUGCGCGUGCGUAAGGGCAAGAUCACGCCGAGUAUCUUCCACUACAAUGGCGAGCAGCCCGACCGAACAUCCAUGAUCUCGGCGGCGCCGUCGCGCGACUCAUUCUGUGGCUCCGACACAUCCUUCCUACGCCUCAGCGCCGUCCUGCCGCCGGGUCUCCCACCCAUCUAUGCCGGCACACAGAUUCAAGGUGCAACUCACUCGGACAAAGACGGUCCCUAUUCGCAGAGUUCGGGUUCUGAUACUGAACAGAAAACUAAUUCUAUCGUGUCACCCGGGUUCAGCAUGCCCUACUCCGAGAGCAGUCUGCCCUCGCCCGCCACCACCAGCGGCACCUCGCCGCUCACCCCGACUCUGCCCAUCCACCGCUUCUCGCCGCUGCCUUCGCCCAAACCGCCUCCAAACCAUCCGCCUCCCGCCAUCCCGGAGGAUCCGAAACAGCAUGCCCGCCGCCGCACCGAUAGCAGUGAGGCGAUCAUGAUAGAUGAUAAGGAUGAUCCGAAGCACAAGCACUCUCUUCCGCUCUGGUCCUUUGACUUUGACUGGAACCAGAACCACGACCGUGCCAGCGUUGCUGCCGUGCACUGA
Messenger RNA from Penicillium lagena, 2250 nucleotides. RefSeq lists its product as uncharacterized. NCBI's taxonomy places the organism in Eukaryota, Fungi, Ascomycota, Eurotiomycetes, Eurotiales, Aspergillaceae. The transcript has a single exon. Bases 1 to 2250 code for a protein of 749 amino acids. The record is from RefSeq and is a predicted model, not a curated record.